Molecule: messenger RNA, 1211 nt
Organism: Lathyrus oleraceus (garden pea)
Lineage: Eukaryota; Viridiplantae; Streptophyta; Magnoliopsida; Fabales; Fabaceae
Product: beta-glucosidase 12
Exons: 7
Biological process (GO): carbohydrate metabolic process
Molecular function (GO): beta-glucosidase activity
Source: RefSeq, a predicted model, not a curated record
UGCAGAGAUGAUUUUAGAGACUAUGCUGAACUUUGCUUCAAGGAAUUUGGUGAUAGAGUGAAACAUUGGAUUACUAUAAAUGAACCAUGGAGUGUGAGCAUGAAUGCUUAUGCAUUCGGAAAGUUCGCACCGGGUCGAUGUUCAGAUUGGUUAAAUCUGAAUUGCACAGGAGGUGAUUCAGGGACGGAACCAUAUUUGACUGCACACAACCAGCUUCUUGCUCAUUCUGCUGCUGCAAAUUUGUACCGGAUCAAAUAUAAGUCAUCUCAACGAGGCAUAAUAGGGAUUACCUUAGUCUCACACUGGUAUGAGCCGGCCACUACAGCGAAGGCCGAUGUUGAUGCUUCAAAACGAGGUCUCGACUUCAUGUUUGGAUGGUAUAUGAAUCCGCUUACAAGAGGCGAAUAUCCAAAAAGCAUGCGAACUUUGGUGGGAAAGAGAUUACCAAAGUUCUCAAAAGAAGAGUCAAGGGAACUUAAGGGGUCUUUUGAUUUUCUAGGCCUAAACUAUUACUCAUCCUACUAUGCUGCUCAUGCACCUCGCCAUCCCAAUGUCGUGCAACCGACCAUACAAACUGAUUCUCUUAUUAAUGCUACAUUUGAACAUAAUGGCAAGCCUCUCGGUCCAAUGUCUGCUUCGAGUUGGUUAUGUAUUUAUCCAAAAGGACUUCAUAAUCUUUUGCUUUACACCAAGAAAACGUACGAGGACCCUGUAAUUUACAUUACUGAAAAUGGUCGUGAUGAGUUCAACGAUCCAACAUUAUCUCUUGAAGAAUCUCUCUUAGAUACUUAUAGGAUUGAUUACUACUAUCGUCAUCUUUACUAUCUUGAAACUGCAAUUAGGCAUGGUGUGAAUGUAAAAGGAUAUUUUGCAUGGUCAUUGUUGGAUAACUUUGAAUGGGAUUCUGGCUUUAGCUUGAGAUUUGGACUCGUCUUCGUUGAUUUUAAAGACGGUCAGAAAAGACACCCAAAGCUUUCUGCUGAAUGGUUCAAGAAUUUUCUCGUUAAAUCUUAGGCAUAUAUAUUACAUGUGGUUUCAAGAAAAUGAUUUUGUUUUGAUGAACUUGGGAUUUUCCGACCCAUUUAAUGGGAUGUGUUUUUUUUUGUUGUUGUUAAAGUCAGGAUUACAGAAAAGUGAAAUGAAACUCACUCACAUGUAGUCCUUAGUGAAAUAAAAAGAAUUGUCAAUGAAUGAAUUCAAAGUUUAUAAAA